AUGUCGGAGGGCGAUGUGGACGCAGUGACAAAGGAUACGGGAUACGGUCGCGUCUUGGGCGAGAUCAUCAGGGAUUGGGGCGUCGCGUGCGCAAAGCGGCGGGCGGAAUGUUUGAUCAAGCUGGUGUCCAAGACCGUUCCUAACUUAAGCACGGCCAGUGGCGGAGGUCGUUUGGCGACGGACUACAACAAGUUCACUCGGCGUACGCCGGCGCUCGACGACUACGGCCCGCGCCUGCGGAACGAGGUCUACUUCCAGCAGGAGGAGUUCAACCGCAUGUUUCAGGAGCGGCGUUCCUUGGCGAUCAAGGCGGCCAAACAGCGGCUCAAGGGCAUUACUUCCUCUGAAAAGCCGGACCCCGACGAGUCGCGACGCGGCCUCGGCAUCGACCCCCUCGAGUCCAGCAUUCUGGGCCCGCGGAAAGCUAGGAAUAUCCGGAAGAAGGUGGAGCGCGAUCAGAUCUUUGAAUAUCAAAAGCAGGCGUCCCGCGACGGCGAAGACUGGAGCCACGUUUAUGAUGAGGUCGCCGCCCAGGUGAACGCCGAGGGAAGCGCCGCGCACCAGCUCACGGCCGAGAGCGCGGCCGCGGCUCACAAACUUGCGGAAGCGGAGCACCGACAACUCUUCCGGGAGUCGCCGUCAGCGCGCUACAUUUUCUCUUUAACUCCUGCUCGAUGGCGCGGAGGUUGAUGAGACGGUCCACACAGGUCGCCGUCGCUCCAGAAGCUCAGCCUGAUGACGCCCGUCGCGACGUGUCCCGCGCGCGCCAGGCGCCGCCGCGAGUCGUUGUCGCCGACGGGCGAGCUCCCGACGCGCGAGGACUCGCUCGUCGCGCUCGAGGAGCUGUCCACGCUCGAGAGCCGCGUGGUCUGCGACGCGAGCGAGUCCGGGUCGCUGCCGUCGCCGAUGUCGACGCCCGAGGACCCGACGAUGCUGCGGCCGCGCGACAAGUUCCACACGCGCGGGCCCGCGUCGAAUCACACGCCAUCGACGCGACACCUGCUCGACCGAGAGCUGAGUCUGUGGAAAUCCCGACUCGAUACCACACACAGGCUGAUCCGAGCGGACUCGCUCAACAACCACCGGUGGCAGGAGACCGAGGCCAAGUUCCUCUCCGCGGGCUCCUCCGACUCGCUCCCGCCCCAGGACCGCUGGAAGACGAGCCUGCCCCCCGGACAGAACACGACGGCGCCGCGACCGCGACACAUCUGA
Messenger RNA from Pelagomonas calceolata, 1212 nucleotides. NCBI's taxonomy places the organism in Eukaryota, Pelagophyceae, Pelagomonadales, Pelagomonadaceae. The record is from the annotation of a GenBank genome assembly.